UCUCCAUGUCCCAGAUAUUUGUUUGUUUCUCGCAGUUCGAUUUUUCACAGGAAUUAUGAGUCACUCCAUUGUUAUUAAAUGUGAAUAGUUUAUUUCAAACACUACAACGUGUAGUACAAUGUAGUUUAAAAUACAUACGGUUUUAGGUCUCUGUGUAACGUUGUGAUAAAUGGCAGAAGUUUACUAAUAAUUAGAACAUUGUAUUUCAAAUAAACAUUUUAAGGAGUUCGCUAUCUUUUAAUGUGAAAUAGUACAAUACAGUUAUCAUGUGGUCCGUUUGGGUAUUGCUGUGGAAGCACAGCCUUAUGAGAAAAAGGAGAUACAUUAGAACAUUUUUCGACUAUUUCUCUCCGUUAUUAUAUUUUGUGCUCAUACACCUAACUACUGGUCCAAGUUUACUCGGAAGACAUGAGAAUGUCCAUUAUACGGAGCCAUUCAGUCUGGAGGAGUAUGGACAGCACCGAGUAAGAGUGUUGUUCACACCGGACACAGAUCACACCAACAGGCUCAUGGAUGAGGUUGGGGCUAAACUCAAAUUUAAACGGCUGGAUCAUCUGCCGGGAAAGAAAGAGUAUGGCUUCUUUCCGUUCUCAAAUGCGUCAGCGCUAUCAAUACUGGAAUACUCGAAGGAUAUGAGCUACGAGGACGCAAUUAUCAUAUUUGAGGAUAUGGAGUCAGAAAUGUGGCCGAAGAAACUUAACUACACCAUAAGAAUGAAGAACAAUUUCAGGACCAACCAAUACGAACCUGAGGACCCGUUUGACAUGGGCCACCAUGAGUACUUUGGUAUGCAGUACGAGGAGUUCAUGCGCCUGCAGUGGGCCAUAGACACCAGCUAUUUGCAUCUUCUGACCGGCGCCGAUAUAAAACAGACCAUGGAGCUCCAAGAAUUUCCCUUUGCGGCCGCUAACUUCAACACCAACGUGGUGGCCGUGAGCCAGCUAUCGGCAUUCAUGUUGCCGUUCGCACUCACACUCACAUUCGUGUUCCUCACCGGAAGGCUUUUCGAGGAAAAAAACAGUGGGAUGCACGAGCUGGUGAAAAUGGUAGGCGUGUCCUGGGAAGAGCUAGGUGUCUCGCACGUCUUAGAUUUAGUACCUCAUCUCCUUCUCUACGCGGUGGGCGGCGCCUUAUUUUACAAGAUUGACGACCUCAUACCCGUUACGUGCGGGUUCUAUAUAGCACUCGCGAUGGCGCUGCAUUUUUUGACUGUGGUGGCGCUGGCGUUUGUCACAGUUUACGUGUUUAAUAUGACUCAAUACUUGGAACUGAUCACAAUGUCGGUAUAUACCGCAUUCCUAGUCGCCAGUAUGCUGAGCCAGAAGCUCAAGAGUCGCGCUUUGUCUCUCCUUUGCUGUCUACUGCCACAUGACCCCUUCGUGCGGUUUUGGAGGGCACUCGGUUCUAGAGAAAUGUUCGGUGGCAGCAUAUCGAUCACAAACAUGUGGACGCGGAACGCAGCCGAACAGACCGCCGUCGCCGAACUGUAUCUGUUUAUGGUGCUGCAGAUAAUCCUGCUGUCUAUGAUCGCCUGGUACCUCUCUAGAGUGCGGCCCGGGAAGUACGGGCAAGCGCUACCCUGGAACUUUCCAUUUAGUAAAGAUUAUUGGUUCAUGCAGCCAAAAGUAGAGGCCGCGCCGGAAGAGACCCAGUUCGGCCCAUGUGAGGCCGACCCGCGCUACUUCGAGAAGGCCCCCGCUGGCCUCCCGGUGGGCAUACAGGUCAACGAUGUCUACAAGUCGUUCGGCAAAGACCCGGCAUUGAUUGGCGUGGAUUUAACCGUGUAUCGGGGCGAGAUCACCGUACUGCUGGGACAUAACGGCGCCGGCAAGACUACGCUCAUCAACAUCAUCACCGGUCUGAUAUCCGCAUCGUCCGGACGCGUACUAGUGGAAGGCAAGGACACAGUCAAGCAAGCGAAGGACGUCCGCAAGCUUAUCGGACUCUGCCCACAAGAGAACAUCUUCUUCCCGCAUCUUACAGUGCUGGAGCACGCCAUGUUCUUCGCCAUGCUCAAAGGCCAAACAUACUCUCAAGCCAACACCUCAGCCAUGAACCUAUUCUCGAAACUCCAACUAUCAACCAAGGCAAACGCAUUAACAUGCGCAUUGUCGGGUGGCAUGAAGCGACGCGCGCAGCUGGCCUGUGCUGUAGCUGGUGGGGCUCAAGUUUUAGUACUGGACGAGCCCACUAGUGGGCUUGAUGUUGAAACGCGCCGUGAGCUGUGGGACUUGUUGCUGAGUCUCCGCGGCGAGCGAACGGUACUGUUGACCACACACUUCAUGGAAGAAGCGGACGCGCUGGGUGACCGUAUUGCAGCUCUGCACCACGGCCGUGUGCGCUGCCACGCCACUUCCAUGUUCCUCAAGCGAGCCAUCGGAACCGGCUACCGUCUCUCCUUCACAACAAUCGGCGCGCCUAAAGAGGCGGCCAUCACGUCAGCCAUCACCACCGUCGUGCCGAACGCGACCAUCCGCGACCGCCGUCCGAACGGCGUCUCCUACAACCUGCCUGCCAAGGAUACUGCGCGCUUUCCGGGACUUUUCGCUUCCCUGGAAGAUGCGCGCUCAAAACUACAGAUUGAUACUAUAGGAGUCGGGAAAAGCACGCUCGAUGAGGUGUUUUUAGAGCUGUGCGGCGACGACAAACCAGCAAAUACGGAGGAACCGGACAACACAACAACAGAGCCGGUCCACGGGACGGUGAAGGGUCCAAUGUUGUACGCUCGUCAGUUCGCAGUGUUAUUGCAGAGACAGUGGCGCUACAUCACAUCUCAUCUGCUUUCUUUCUUGGGCAUCAUAGUAUUCGUGACGUUACUCCUCUGGGCGUUCACGUCCGUGGCCAACAACAACCCGUUCGGCGCGCAGCAGGCGGAGCAGCCGGACGCCGACGUGGCCAUGACCCUGCAGCUGUACACGGCGCGUGCGCAGCCCCCCCGCGUGCUGCUCCGCGUGGACGAGGACGCGCGAGACAUGCUGCGCAAGGGCUUCAAGGGAGUGCACUUUGAGGAAGUGCCAAAUGUCGUUGAUGCUAUAAUUCGCAUCGGCAAAGAAGACAUCGCGGAGUAUAACAAGUACCUUGUGGGGAUCGAGAUCAAUGACACAAAUAUUAAGGCUCUGUACACGACCACAGUCCGCCACGCAGCCCCUGUCGCCCUCAACCUGCUCAGCAACGCGCUCAGCACUCGCCUUGUAGCCGGAGCCGACGCACACACCAUCACGACGCGUAACCAUCCAUUGCGGGGCGCCUUCGUGCCUUUCCAGGAUAAAAUCAAGUUGCCCAAGCAAAAUGAACAGAAGUUUAUAUGGACCUGUAACAUCGCUAUGGUGGUUCUCUUCUACCUGUGCACGUUCUCGAAGCUCCCGUGCGCGGAGCGGCUGUCGGGCGCGCGGCACGCGCACGUGAUGGCCGGCGCGCCGCGCGCACUGCACUGGAGCGCCACGCUUGCAGCGCAACUCCUGCAAGCGUUGGUGGCGUGCGUGCUGCCCGUGUGCGUGCUGGCGGCUGCCGUGGACAAGGACAGCACGUUCGACCAGCCCGGGUUCAUAUGGGCGCUCUGCGUGCUACUAGUACUGGGCACCUUGGCAUUCCUGGGCCUGGUGUACCUGGCCAGCACGCUGCUCAGCUACACGGCCGCCUCUACAGUGCUCGUCGUCAUCGCCUUCCUCUUCAGUCAAAUAACCCCCAACAUCCCUGAAUCUACAAGCUUCUGGUACAAACUCCUGUCUCUGCCCUACGCGUUGCUCGCUCCACACACGCUCACAGCGGGCCUCGCGCAACUAGCCUCUGCGGCGCAAACCAACGCCUACUGCAACCUGAACAGGGACCGCUGCCCGGCGUUAGUCGGCCCUGACAACUUUGAAACGGCUAAAUGUUGUAAUUCCCCUGCUGGCUCGGAGCCGUGGAGUUACUUCGCUACGAAAGACGCCGCCGGCUGGCCAAUGCUCAUCCUCGCCUUACAAGCUGUCGCAUAUUUUGUAGUAACGCUGCUAUCUGAUAGUGGGUUCCUGGAGCGUGUGUACGCGCGUGUAGUCGCGCGCGGCGUGCGGCCGCCGCGCCGCCUCGCGGACCCCGUGGCGCGCGCAGAGACCGCCUAUGUCGAGAAGGCCAUACAAUUACCGAAGCAGCAGAUUACGGACUCCAUCCUAUGCCACAAUGUGCAAAAGUUGUACCCGGGAUGCUGCAAACGAAAACCUUUCUUCGCUGUCAAAGGCGUCAGCUUCUCUGUCAAAAAAGGAGAAUGUUUCGGCCUACUAGGAGUGAACGGCGCGGGCAAAACUACGACGUUCAAAAUGCUGACUGGACUCACAAGUCCCACUGGGGGAGAAAUAUUCGCCAACGGACACUAUGCCAACGAUCGGAACGCGUACAUGCGCACGUUCAGCUACUGCCCGCAGUUCGCCGGUCUGGACGACUUCUUAACCGGUCGUCAGAACCUUUCACUGCUGCUGACCCUACGUGGCUUGCAAGCCGAGGAUGUUGCCACCGUCUCCAAUUCAUGGAUUGAGGAAGUUGAUCUAUCACGGCACGCGGACAAACGCGUAUCUUCAUACAGCGGCGGCUGCGCGCGCCGGCUCGCCGCGGCCGCCGCGCUGUGCCAGGCCGCGCGCGCCGCGCUGCUGGACGAGCCCACCGCCGGGGUGGACCCGCUCGCCAGGAGACGCAUGCACCAGGCGCUGCUCCGGGCCAGGAGACACCACGAGCUCAUCAUCGCCUCGCACAGCCUGGACGAGAUGGAGGCGCUGUGCCACCGCAUCGCCAUCAUGUCGGGCGGCGAGCUGCGCGCGCUGGGCUCGGCCGCCGCGCUUAAAGCCGAGCACGCACAGGGGUACUCCGUCGUGUUCAAGCUGAGUCACGCGCAGGACGUGACGGACGGAGUCUCCAAGCUAGAUGAAUUCAAGGGCGAGCUGAACACGCGCUUCUCAUGCGAGCUGCAGGACCAGCACCAGAGCAUGCUGAGCUACCACGUUAAGGACUCGCUCCGCUACAGCGAACUGUUCUCCCAACUAGAGAACCUUCGAGAACAGUUCCCUUCUAUAGUAGAAGACUACACGGUUACAGAAACUACGCUCGAAGAAGUUUUCCUCGCUCUGGCUAGGGAGGCGCGCGCUGAGACCGUAUAGAUGGUACUACUAAUAUAUUCAACUGUGUAAGGUUAGACUUUUGCUAUAAUUGUUGUAAGGAGGAGCCUAGCUUUGCAGAUACUAUACAUGGACCAAAAAGUUUAACAAAUCGUCGAUUGAGCCCCGCUUUGCGGGAUCCUAGGUAUAAAGCUCUGAAUUUUUUUGGAAUGGAAGUUAAGUACUGGAAAACGCAUUGUGUAACAGUGAGUUUUUGUCUCUAAGGUUAGACUUUUGCCAUGAUUGUUGUAAAGAUGUAACCUAGCUUUGCAGGUCCUUUAUAUGGACAAACAAAACAGCAGUGUCGAUUGAGCCCCGCUUUGCGGGAUCCUUGGUAUAAAGUUCCGAAAAGUUUUGGAAUGGAGGUAAGUACUAGAAAACGCAUUGUGGAAAACACUUAACUCAGCACUGAAAUGUCAAAAACUUCUUAAGUCCCAGGGGUUUUAUUUUUCGUAAACUUUGUAUGAAACCGUGUGACGCGAUAUGGCGUCCGUGGUUCUCAAGGGGUUAAGACUAGAUACCGCACUCAAGUAAACAUUCCUUCAUGCCUUCAUUUUGAGUGCAAGUCUAUUUUAAGACGGGCCUUGGACCGGGUGAUAUCGUGAUAUUCGUGAUCAAAUCAUUGUCAUUUAUUUAUUGCACUUCAUUCAUUGUUUCACCUUUAAUAAAACUUGUCACUAGUCGUAUCUAGUAUUUUGUAAGAAGUAAAUAACGAAAAUGUGGCCUUGUUACUUCCGACCGAUUUUUGAAAUGCCUUACAGCAUUUUUUCUACAAGUUAGUAACCCUAACAUAACUUUUUUUCUAGCGAAAAGGAUAUAAACAAGCUGUAGAACCGGUUUAAAAUAUACCGAUUAAUUCUGUGGUAUUAACCGGUAUAUUUGAAACCGGUUAACAGGUAGAGGUAGGGUCGCUAAGACUAAACUGUAACUUCAUGACAAGCCGCUUUCGCACGCACUUAUCACGUUUGAGCAUUCACCGAGCGAAUAAAGCGGUCUCCUUUUCAGCUUGGGCAAAAAUUCUUUCGUAUGUCCGGAUGUUCUCGUCUACAGGUCGCAUUUUUCAACCGAUUCUCGUGAAAUUUGGUGAGCAGGAUCAAUAAUUAUACGGGUUUUUUUUUGUCAAUUCAGGUUUUGGAAAUUUUUCAAAAUAGCGGCCCAUGGGGGUUCGCGAGGUCUACAUCUCACAGAGCCACUAGUAUGUAAAUAGGUGCGUAUCGCGCAUAAACAAAAAUAAAUCAGCGUGUUAUGAAAUCACAAUGUUGUCUUAGUGACCCUACCUCUGCCUACCUUUCAGUUCUGUAGUAUUAACCGGUAAAUUUGUAUGCCGGUGUAUUUUGGUAUGGCUCCGACGAUUUAACAUACUUAGGCUUAAGUCGAAAUUCGUGUACCAACAACGUAUUUAGGUUCUAAAUUAAGAAUUUAUAUUGUGGUAUCCAAAAAUUAUUUUGUCCUUGUUUAGUUAAGGCUUAAUAUUUUAUUUAGCACCAAGUAAUCUCAAUGUUAUAGCAUUUAGAUUAAGUAUGGGCAUUGUAGGUUUCCAAGGGUAGAACAUAAAGUAUUGAAGCAGCAGAAUAUUUAAAGUAUUAUGGGAUGAAGUGAUGGGCUAUGGAACCUAUUUUAUAGAGGCUUGUUAACUGUUUGACUGCUGUACAUUCCCUUAUCUUAGACGUAUAAUUCAGUUUUCUAUAUAUGUAGUAGUUUAACAGUAAGAUACAAGAUAAUAUAACCAUCCUGUAUACCAAAUUGUAAUAUUUGCUUACUUGAUUUGUAAAGUAAGAAAAAACAUUCUAAAAUUGCAAAUAAUAGGCGAUAAUGGAUAUUAUAAAUGAAUUAAAAAUAUAUUUAUAAGCAGAAUAUAGGCAGGUCCUAAGAAGUGCUCAACGUAGCUCUCUACAUAGCAGCUUAAAACUAAUAUAAUCCUGCGUACCAAAAUAAAAAUACAUAAAUACAUAAUUAAUGUGUAAAGUAGGUAAAAAUAUAUUUUUGAAGCCAAUGGGAAUGGGAGGGAGUUUUAGGAGACCUUUAGCCUAACGAGUUAAGACUCACUCACCUGCCGUGCUUGAUACGAAUCAUUUGUUACAUUUGCCCGUGUCUCAGAAAAUUAAGAAGAGCUUGGGUUCAGCACGCUGUCGUGAGUCGUCCUUAAACCAGAACUGACGCAUUCCUAUUCAAUAAUUAUUGUUUUCAAUAUGAUAGACCCUAUUAAAUCGUUUAUUUAACCCUUUUAAUGCGACGCCUAUUAUAUACAACGCGCCAACUUAAACCUUAUGGGAAUGUAGGAAGUUGAAUUAAGUGCGCGUCUUUGAUUGACGGUCAAAAUUUUAAUAAGGAACCCUAUUACAAUAAAAUUAUAUAAACGGUUUAUUUUGUAGGCUCUUUCAUUAUAUUUUAAUUAAUAGUACUAAAUUUCUCCAAAGGUAUAGAAAUAUAAAAGGUUUGUAAGCUUAGAAAUUAAGGUCAGUGUUAAAUGGAAUGGAAUUGGAUAUUGAUCAUAUAUUUGUAUAGGCAUUUGAAAUAGGUACUUGCCAAAUUUUAUUUUAUUCAUUGAUUCCUACAUUUAUUUAUUAUCACAUUAUAAUGUCUACUAGCAGGACCAGAUGAUUAACCCUUUUACAACAGAAUGUUUUUUCAAAAAAAAGUUUUCGUGAUUCGUUUUAGUUACAGUUUGCUAAAGUUCAAUUUGAACCAUAAAUCAUAAAGUUAAGGUUGAUAUUGUAUUGGCACGCAUGUGGUCCAUAAGUCGUACCACGCCACGUUGAUUUCGCUGGCAGCUCUUCUCGAUUUAUACGUUUAAAUAACUCCGUGUCUGUUUAACAUUAAACUUAUAAUCACAUUUAUUUUAAGCCUUAUAAGAACUCUUUAUAAUAUCUUAUCUCUAUAAUAAUGGUUAUCGGAGCCGAAAACGACUAUCGGCGCUUAUUUUGGAUGUGAAGGGGCUCUUAUGCGGUGCGUCCAUUCAAAUAUGGAAAAUGCAGCGACGGCGCGCCAUUCGCGAACCAUUUUGCCAAAAAAUCGCUUAAUGCCCACGUGCGUUUCAUUGUAUGUAACUGUUGUAGUUUCGACUAGAUACUCGUACUUGUUUCCGUGAAAUGUCAGAACACACCAAUAUAAGCACUAUUAGUGCUUGAGAAAGGAGACCUAGGCUCUCCGAAACAUGUCGCGCGAGUGACUAAAACAAUUGAGUCUAAACCGUGAAAUUAUUUAAUGUUAGUGUCUCACAACAGUUUAAAUUCGAACACCAAUAUAAAUUUAAAAUAAUGGUAUUGAAAUAUUACCUAAUUGUUGGCAAUUCAAUCCUUGGGGCCAUUUUGAUCGACGCGUCGCGCGUGCAGUUGCAGUUCGCAAGAUUCGCUAAUGGCGCGAUGCCGCAUUCGCCAGAUGUGGACGCACCUAUUAUAUGUGUACUUACGUUAGCACGAUAUUACAAUAUGUAAAAAGACUGCAUGUAUACACCGACUAUUUUGAUUUUUUUAAUAAACACCUAUUAUUUUACUCUAA
This is a messenger RNA of Cydia strobilella, 8618 nucleotides long. Its product is annotated as ATP-binding cassette sub-family A member 2-like. The transcript has 32 exons. Lineage: Eukaryota; Metazoa; Arthropoda; Insecta; Lepidoptera; Tortricidae. Gene Ontology annotation, cellular component: membrane; intracellular membrane-bounded organelle. Gene Ontology annotation, molecular function: ATP binding; lipid carrier activity; ATP hydrolysis activity. The record is from RefSeq and is a predicted model, not a curated record. Gene Ontology annotation, biological process: transmembrane transport; lipid transport. Bases 267 to 5123 code for a protein of 1618 amino acids.